This is a messenger RNA of Anopheles moucheti, 2283 nucleotides long. Its product is annotated as UBX domain-containing protein 7. NCBI's taxonomy places the organism in Eukaryota, Metazoa, Arthropoda, Insecta, Diptera, Culicidae. The record is from RefSeq and is a predicted model, not a curated record. Gene Ontology annotation, molecular function: ubiquitin binding. Gene Ontology annotation, biological process: proteasome-mediated ubiquitin-dependent protein catabolic process. Gene Ontology annotation, cellular component: nucleus. The coding region runs from base 436 to 2052 and encodes 538 amino acids. The transcript is spliced from 2 exons.
CGGUUUGUUUCACGCCAAAAAUAAGGUGGAAAAUUUAUCAGCGUAGUGUGUGGCUAAAGUGUACGUUCAUUCUGGAGCAUUAUCAAUGAAAUACCAUGUUUCAUUGAAGGAAAAACCACCGUGGAAGCGAUACACAAACUUCAACGGUGUGUGAAAUUUGUGGUAUUCUCGCAUGCUUCGGUAAACCUCGUAGCUUUGUGCUUGGUCUGGUUGCCGAAAAGGAGUGUUUUCAGUGCAGUUGUUGUGCUUAGUUGUAUAAGUUUAGUGUUGAAUGAAUGAAAAAGUCAAUAUUGCAUCGAUUGCACAACAAUUUCCCAACAGUAUUGCAGUGGCCACAUGUUUUAGAAAGGAAAUAAAUUGCACUUGCCACUCUCACCAAACAACAGUUACCGCCGCUUACAACAGCAGUGGGCUGCAGUGGAUGCUGCACAAGUGAUGGCUAGCAAAGAUAAUGUGAAAGCUCUGGUAGAAAUAACCGGACUAAAGGAGGACCAAGCUACCAACCUGCUUACGGCGUACAAUGGCAAUCUGGAAGGAGCAAUAAACGCAUUCUAUGAGAAUCCCGAAGGCAUCCUCAACCCAGAACCGGCAGUCGUAAUCGAUGACGAUGACAGCAGCUCUGGACCAUCUUUCGCUCCCAGUCGUGUUACUCCCAACGACGACGACAAUGUGCGUGCUCCGAUACCUCGCAAGACGGAGAUUUUGCUACCGCAAAUCGAACUGAACCGUGCCCGAAUUGGGAAGCGUCGUGCCGCUGUUAUUACUGAAGUGCCGUUUCGUAACUUUGAGCUCGAGGGGCGCAUUCAGGAGCAGAUGCUGAUGCAGCAGGGCCAAGGUCCAUCGGCAAAGAAAGUGACCCGGCUCGAGGCGCUCUUUAUGCCACCGUUCGAUAUACUGUUUUCCGGUGGCUUCGAUCAAGCGCAACGGCACGGCAAUGCGGUCGAUCGAUGGCUGUUGGUCAAUUUACAGGACGAUCUUAACUUCAGCUGUCAAACGCUCAACCGCGAUCUAUGGUCGGACAGUGAUCUAAAAAAUUUCAUGCGCCAUCAUCUGGUGUUUUGGCAGCAAUCGAACAAAACCACUGACGGAGCAAAGUUCAAAACGUUCUACAAAGUUCGUUCGGAGCCGUACAUCGGUAUGAUUGAUCCACGAACAGGCGAAGAGGUACGGAAUCUAUCCGGUAACGAUCUUACGCCAGCGCGAUUUCUCGAAGCGCUCAAAACCUUUCUAGUGGAAAGCAAAUCGCCGCACGGGAAGGAGGUUAACGUGACCAGAGACUAUCAACUCGGUAUGGGCCCGUCGACGUCUUCGAACGGUGGAUCUAGAAACGUCGUCCAAUAUGGUGCCGGAAGUAGUGGCCAGAGCAGUUCGAAACCGCAAUCGUCCUCCAGUGCAGUAGCUGGGUCAAGCAGAAACCGUUGGGUUACGGUAAUCGAUGACGAUGAAGACGAUUUUCAGGAGAUUACGGACAGUGAAAGUGACAGUGAGGAAAACGAUCGACCACGAACAGUUGGUAGCGCAACGAGCAACAGCAAUAGCAGUAGCAGUAAGACUAUUGUUGCGGAUGUUCCAAAACCAGCUACAUCGACACCUGCAUCCCCAAUAAAACAAAAAGAAUCGUCCUCGUCCACGGAGCCAGUGAAAAGCACAAAUGACUCUUCUAAGGAAAGAGAAGAUCCGGCACAACAUCCAUGGGAGGUGGUGGAUACUGCUGAAAGACGAAGUUCAGCUGAUGAUGAAACAACACCUAAAAUGCUCAGUUCCGAUUCGGAAUCAAGCUUAACGCCGGAUCAGAAGACGCGCAUCCUACUCAAAAUGCCCGGCAACGUAACGGAGCGAUUAUUUUUCCGGAGUUCCCGCACGCUCGAACAAGCAACGGCAAAAUUGCGACAAAAGUACGAAAAGCAUUACCGCCCAAGUGACGCCACCAUAGACGUGCGGUUCUUCUGUCAAGCCAUCAAAUCGGAUCUGUCCGCGCUCGAUUCCUCCAAAACACUGCUGGAGUUGAAAAUUCACCCGAACGCUGUGAUUCACGUAACAACGGACGAUUAGACGACCGUGUUGCGGAAUUUUUUAAAUCAUGUUGCAGAUAUUCUUCCCCCGCUAAGGUCCCGCCCUUCUUUUUCCUUCCCGUUGGAUUGUGUUCUGUCUUGUUUUAAUGUAAGAUACAUACGUGUAAAGAAUUCAUUUGGAAUGUACUGUGUACUGUAAAGUAAAUUAUGCGUACAAAAAUAGUUUACUUCUUGAAUGUGUAGGUAGUUUUUUUCCGAAAAUAGCUUUGUA